Porites lobata is the source of this 598-nucleotide messenger RNA. NCBI's taxonomy places the organism in Eukaryota, Metazoa, Cnidaria, Anthozoa, Scleractinia, Poritidae. The record is from the annotation of a GenBank genome assembly.
UCUAAAAAUGAUGACCGCUCCUCCUCUGACUCUGUUUCGAGACAUCAGGAAGACAGCACAUCGGAUGCGGGAACAAGUGGAAGGGCAAGUCCAGAGAGGUGGAAAGAUGAAGACCUAGGGUGGUUCCCGAACCCAAAGGGCGAAUAUUCUGAAUUCUCCAAUAGUAUUCUGCUAAAAUUCUACUUGUCAUGUUGGACCACUUGUCCCUACAAGGAACGCUUUCGCCGCUGUUUUGUGACUGAAAGAAAGCGCCAGUCCCGGAAGUUUGCGAGGCUCUGAAAGCAAUAAGUUUUGCGUAAUCCAGCAAACGCAGGAGAGCUUUAUAUGGAGUAAAGGCGAAUGUCGUGUCAAGAGCGAAAUGGCUAACUGUUUAAUUUGGCGAGAAGGAUGAGAUAAUAGCGCUCCACUUCCAACUCGACGACCGUAUUCCGACUUUAUCAAGCUACUUCAUUUCCAUUAUCUCUCUUGGAGUGAAACCGCCACCGAUGACCGUGAGCCAGGCGACUUCCAGCCUCGAACUCAGAUUAAGCGAUUGUUUAAAGGAAGUAUAUUAGUCAGUGGAGAUAGUGAGGUCAUUACAGAGUAUUCAGAUAAGUAA